UUCUUCAGAUAAUAGUACUUUAAAUUCAGCCUAGAACCCCCGUCCACAAAACUGCCAAAAAACGUACAAACAUAGUAACAAACAAUCCACAGUAUUGUAGCCUUCCACAACACCCACAAUGAAACUUGUUUCUCAUGCAAAGCCUUUAAGCCAUGCAUCUACACGUGUCAAUACCCCUCCUCUUUUUAACCACCACACCAAGCCCCUCUUUCUCUCACUCCACUUCUCCUUUCUCUCUCUAGAAAACACCCCCAUUUUCUCUCUCCACCAAGCUCCCACUUCCACCCAUGGCUGACCGUGACCGCCCUCACCCACACCAGCUCCAAGUCCACCCACAGCACCGCUAUGACGGUGGUCCCAAGUCCUUCCUCCCCCAAAGAGGCCCAUCAGCCACCCAAAUCAUGGCAGUCAUCACCCUCCUCCCCAUCGGCGGAACCCUACUUUGUCUCGCCGGACUCACCCUCGCCGGCUCACUCAUCGGACUUGCCGUCACCACCCCUAUUUUUGUUCUCUUCAGUCCGAUUCUCGUCCCCGCUGCCAUUGGUGUCGGCUUGGCUGUCACUGCCUUUCUGGCUUCGGGAGCUUUUGGGGUGACGGCACUGUCGGCUCUCUCGUGGUUCGUAAAGUGCCUCCGGCAAGGCGUUGAUUCAUUGCCGGAGCAACUCGACCAGGCAAAGAGGCGCAUGCAGGAUAUGGCUAUCCAAAUGGGCCAGAAAACUAAGGAUGUGGGCCAAACGAUCCAGCAGAAGGCCCAGGAAUCUGGCAAAACUUAGGUCCACGAAGAUUGAAGAGGCUAUAUAUUGGCCAUAUGCGGAAAAUGGUAAUGGCAGGAAAUAAUGUACGUUUGUUUUGCAAGUGUAUGAAUGAAUUUUUUUGUUUUGUUUUGUUUUUUUUUUCUCUGGUUCCAUUGUUAAUUACCGGUAUCUGUUUCUUUUUUGUGGCCUCCACUGGGUCAUUGCCUUUCCAUUUUAUUUUUUUUAUAAAA
Cornus florida is the source of this 985-nucleotide messenger RNA. Its product is annotated as oleosin H1-like. The record is from RefSeq and is a predicted model, not a curated record. Bases 288 to 773 code for a protein of 161 amino acids. NCBI's taxonomy places the organism in Eukaryota, Viridiplantae, Streptophyta, Magnoliopsida, Cornales, Cornaceae. Gene Ontology annotation, biological process: seed oilbody biogenesis; lipid storage; response to freezing. The transcript has a single exon. Gene Ontology annotation, cellular component: membrane; monolayer-surrounded lipid storage body.